AUGCUAAUCAAAUCAAAAAAUCUAAGUGAAAAAGCAGAUGAUGGAUAUAGUUUAUUGUCUUAUUUCAAGGUUUUUCCUGGAUAUUCAGAUAAUCGACGAUUAAAAGCAACAUGGGAUUGGAGUUCUAUGGAAGUUGCACAAAAUCUACUUCAACAAGCCAAAAUCCUAUAUUAUAAUGAUUUGGAUGUUGAUCUACUUGGUCAAGAAAUAAUACAAGAUUAUCAUAUUAAAGAAUUUGAUUUAACUAAUCUUCAUCCUGAUACAAAGUACUUAAUAUGUUUUCGUGUUACUCGUAAAAGAUAUAUUGGCUCUUCAAUAUUAUCAUCACCAUCAUUGUAUGUUCAGAGUAAUGGAACAAUAGCAACAUUAACACCAACAUUUAAAUCAUCUGUUCAUCAUCAGAACAAAGCAAAUAUCGUGAAUAAUAUGUCCGAUAAUUUACAAUAUAAACUGAAAACUAAUAAUCCAAUGAUAACUUAUAAAAAUAUCUCAUUUCUAAGUCGAUCUCAUCGACAACAAUCAUCAUUUAAUAUUCCAAAAUUAAAUAAUGAAUAUGUUGCUGAAAUGAAAUGUGAAGUAACAUUUACUCGAUUUUUACAUUGGACAGCAGUUUUAUGCAGUUUAAUAGGGAUUAUCAUUGCAUUACUUCUAUCUAUUAUGAUAUAUUCUAUUUUGAAAUCACGUGCCUAUAAAACAAAACAAUCUGAAAGAAAAAUGUUUUUAAAUCAAAAAGGUGAAUUAUUAUUAAUUGGACAUAAAAAAGUAGGUGGUAUUCAUGAUGAUGACGAAGAAAAUAAUUUGUUAAACUCUAAUAAAGUACUUCGUUGUUGUCAUUAUCCACAUCCUCAUCAUCACCAUCACCAUCAUCAUCAUUUCUAUCAACAUCAACAUCAUCAUCAUCAUCCUCAUUCACAUCAUCAACAUCAUCAUCAUUUACCACAUGAACAUGUUCAAAAUCAACAUAUUCAUCAUCAUUGCCGUUCUAAUUCUUCAAAGAAAACGUCAAUUCGAAAACAAGAACUUUGUAAUUAUAAUAAAAUCAUAUCAUCUUCACCGUUAUCAUCAUCAGCGCCCACUUGUUAUAAAUCGUCGUCGUCGUCAUCAUCAUCAUCAUCAUCAACAACAUCAGAUAAGUUAGGAAAAAUGAAAGAUAAGAAUAUUAAAUUGAAUAUUCCUUCUGAAGUUAAAGAGGAUAAUGAAAUGAAUAUAUCUAAACAACAAUUAGAAGAUUGGGAGAAUACAUUGAAAAAUAUUGAAACUGAUAAUACGAUAAUAAUUGAAAAAGAUAACAUUCUAGAUUCUACCCUAAAACCUGCCACUCAUAGUAAUAAUACUAAGACUGCAAAGGAUAUUAAUCAUAGUAAUAAUAUAGAAAGUCAAAAGAAUUCAGUAACUAUUCAUUUUAACCCAACAAUGGAAAAUAAAAGAACUGUUUCUUUUAAAGAUGAUACUACUACUACAACUACAUGUAGUACAACUACCACUAAUGCUACUAAUAACAUCGGUAAUAUACCUGCACUUUACAAUAACACCGACUCUAAUAAUAAUAUAAAUGAUGUGAUUCAUCAGAAUAGUGUACUAGAAAGCACUGAUUCAAUACAAUUAACGUCAUUGGAUUUACGUAAUGAUGAAUUAAAUUAUUAUAAUAAUCUUAGUAAACCCAUAAGUAUAUCUUUAACAGAAUCUAGUCUUAUGCAUUACAGACAUCAUAUACCAGAGUAUACUCAAUCGGAUAUUAGCAUUAAUAAUAAUCGAUUACAGGAUGACAAUCCUCAUUUUUAUUCCGAAAUAAAAAGUCCUUUUCUUAAAGAAUUUGAACAAAAGUCUUGUACUUCUAUUUAUCCUGUUGAUAAUGAAAAGGAAAAACUUUGUAGAAACAAUAAUAAUAAUACUACUACUACAGACAACAACCCCAACAUCAAUGAUAAUAGAAUGAUACAAAUUAUAACUAAUAACCUAACAGUUCAAUCACCAGUAACACCAAAUAAUUCUUCUUCUUCUACUACUACUACUAUUGGAAAAAACUCAACUGUAUCCAUACCAGAUAAUGAUGCAUUACUAAUUGAUAUAUCAACAAGUGAUACUGAUGGAAAUCAUUUUAUUUCAAAUGAUAAAAACUGGUUUAUAACAUCACCGAAAUCAACAUCCAAUGUAUUAGUAGAUAAAAAUGAACAAAAAUCUAUUUUUCGUAUACAAUUAAUUGAAACCCUGUGAUAUCAAAAGACCUGUGUAAUCACUAUAUAUUCAUAGAGAAACAAUAAUAUUUAUUGUAAUUCCAUUACUGGUUCUAUUUCCAUCAGUAAUUUUCUUUCUAUUUAUUUGAAUAUAAUGACAA
Schistosoma rodhaini is the source of this 2335-nucleotide messenger RNA. Lineage: Eukaryota; Metazoa; Platyhelminthes; Trematoda; Strigeidida; Schistosomatidae. The record is from the annotation of a GenBank genome assembly.